AUGGACAGCAGCUAUAGGUCUUCACAACACUCGGGGGAGAUGAAAGUUGAAAGCACCUGUAUGUCCAAGUCCAAGCUGAAUGGAAAAGCAAAAAGCAGCUUUGACAGUGAAGAUGAGAGUUUGGAAUGCAAUCUAGAUGAUGACGAUGAUGAAGUGCUUGUGCCACUGCAAGAAAUCCUCUUUCCAAGUUCCAAGCCACAGGCAGGAAUCCUGGAAGAAUCUUCUGGCGAUUUUUCUCCGGUCAAUAUGAGUCCAUUACUGAAGCUUCAUUUGUCUAAGCCUCCUGUUGUUAGCCAGGUGUCAUAUGUGAACAGCUUAGAACAUCUCUUGAAGGAGAAAGAAGACUCAAAAAGGAUAGAUGAACUAGAAAAGCGGUUGCAAGAAGACCUACAAGGAAAGGAAACUGAUUCUUCAGAUGGAGAAAAUGAGGAGAAUGCCAGUGGAGAUGAAGAUCUCUCAGAAGAACACAGGGCAUUUAUAAAGAGGUUUUCAGUAGUAGCUCAUGCCAUACCUGACUACCACCCUGGAGAAGAUAUAUUUGAUUUAUCAGCCUCUGGGAAAAUCUUCAGUCAGCAUGACCUGGACUUCAGGAAUUUUCACUUCAUCCCUCAAAAUCCUAUAGAAAAGCUACUUGUUAAUUCCAGUGUAGCACAGCAACUUUCUUUAACUAUUAAUGGUUUUCUAAGUUCUGCUUACAGUUGUAUCUUGUGUCCCAUACCAAUUCUGAAGUGGCUUUUCCAGGUGAUGUCUGUUCAUCCUGACUAUUCUGUUUCCACCCAGAUUUUAGACAGAUUGAUGGAGAUAACACUAAAAAACGCUUCCAUCAGUGAUGAACAGUCUAAACCAUGGAUUCCUUCACUAGCAGAUGUGUCAGCUGUUUUUGUCAAUAUGGGUGUUGCGUUUAGAUCUCUCUUUCCAUUGCAGCAGCUUCAGCCCAACUUUAACGAGUAUGAUAUUUUAAGUCAGAUGCAAGAAACAAUGAGUAAACACCAGCCAGGAGGAGAGCUAACCUCUGCCAGUCCAGCCUUCUCCAGUCUACCAGAGAACAAUUUAAUUAAUGUGAUUAAGUUUCUAGGUUUCUGUACAACAGUAAUUCAAGGUGGAUAUACUGAUCAAGAAAUAAUACUGCUGCUUCUGUUGCUUUUUAAAAUAAGCUUGGAGAAACAGUUAAAGCAAAUUCCUUUGAUAGAUUUUCAGUGCCUUUUCCUAAAGCUUCUGAUAACAAUAGAAGACUGGGAUACAAAGAUGCCUGAGCUCUGCCUGGCUCUGAGUGAACUCUCCAGUCAUCACCAUAAUCUCCUGUGGCUGGUUCAGCUGGUGCCUAGCUGGGUAACACGUGGACGGGAAGUAAGAAGACGUCUUAGCCUGGUGAUCAUUUCAAAGCUUCUCAAAAAGGAUGUAGAAAUACCAGAUGACAGUGACAAGCAGAUGUCUCUUCUGCAUCAGUUUCUGGUGUACAUGAAACCUUCUAAUCUACUAAAGAAGAUGAGGAAAAGACUGGAGCAGCAGGAUGCUGAUGGAGACCACCUUCAUGUAGAACUAGAACAGGAG
This is a messenger RNA of Nestor notabilis (Kea), 1551 nucleotides long. RefSeq names its product protein FAM178A-like. Lineage: Eukaryota; Metazoa; Chordata; Aves; Psittaciformes; Psittacidae. The transcript has 12 exons. Gene Ontology annotation, biological process: protein localization to site of double-strand break; DNA damage response; positive regulation of double-strand break repair. The annotation marks the transcript as partial. Gene Ontology annotation, cellular component: site of double-strand break; nucleus. The record is from RefSeq and is a predicted model, not a curated record.